Messenger RNA from Cavia porcellus (domestic guinea pig), 1533 nucleotides. RefSeq names its product histone H4. The transcript has a single exon. Gene Ontology annotation, molecular function: protein heterodimerization activity; structural constituent of chromatin; DNA binding. Gene Ontology annotation, biological process: nucleosome assembly. Bases 22 to 333 code for a protein of 103 amino acids. Lineage: Eukaryota; Metazoa; Chordata; Mammalia; Rodentia; Caviidae. The record is from RefSeq and is a predicted model, not a curated record. Gene Ontology annotation, cellular component: nucleosome.
GUUUUGCUUUCUGAGGCGAGGAUGUCUGGAAGAGGGAAAGGCGGCAAAGGUUUAGGCAAGGGUGGCGCUAAGCGCCAUCGAAAGGUUCUGCGAGACAAUAUCCAGGGUAUCACAAAACCUGCGAUCCGGCGCCUGGCUCGCCGCGGUGGUGUCAAGCGUAUUUCUGGUCUUAUCUACGAGGAGACUCGGGGCGUGCUCAAGGUGUUCUUGGAAAACGUUAUUCGUGAUGCAGUCACCUACACUGAGCAUGCCAAACGCAAGACCGUCACUGCCAUGGAUGUAGUCUACGCGCUUAAGCGUCAGGGCCGCACCCUCUAUGGCUUUGGAGGGUAAAUGCUCAGCUUUGUCUCACAAACUCCCAACGGCCCUUUUUAGGGCUACCCACACAGUCACUAGGAGGGCUGACUCGCUUUGUUGAUGCAAGUUGUAGUCACCUUGAAGCUUUGCUAGGUAAUAGUGUGUUCAAGAAGAGUAGUUUCUGAGUUGCAGAUAAGUGCUAAACUACAAAUUUCAAGAGUACACCUGUAUAUAGGCCUGGCUGUUACAGUUUUGUUGUGUAAAAUAGUACCUUAUGGUCACUGGGAAUGGUGGAAGCAGAAUGGGCACCAUCACUAGCAUUCGGUCUAGAUAAAUAUGCCCCGUACAAUCUCAAAACAAUUCUAAAUCUAUUAGAACUGCCAGUGUACCACCUGAUCGAUGCUUCAAUUAUUGACCUUCUGGCCUGAUACUCCAAGUCCAUUAAUGCUGAAUAGUGUUUUGUGAUGUGAAUGCUUCUGCAGCUCAAAGUCAAGCCCAGCCAACCAGGUAACUCACAAAGAAGCUUACUAUUAAGUUUUUGGGCGUUUCUGGUAACUCCCCUAAUCAAUCCAUGAAAAUCCAUUGAUUUUCUUUACUUAAAGAGGCCUUGGAACUUAGCAUAGAAGUUUAGAAUCAGCUUUCAGUGAUAGCAAUGUAAGGAUACAGAUAGAGGUGUUUAAUGUGGUCUGAUAAAAGCUGAACAAAUACAUAAUCAUAACUGAAAAUAUUUUCAAGACAAUUCAGUUAUGUGGCUUACCUAUUUGAGCCUGUUGUAGCUUAAAGUGAGACUUGUUAAGGUGCCUGCCAUUAGUAACAGAAAGUACCAUUCAAUUUUGAUCAGGAAAAAGACAUUUUCUUUAUCAGUGUGGCAAAAAUACAGCAAGUUAAUACUUCGUUUCUCAUAAACUCCUGAUUUGAAGAUUGGCGGAUCCACAAAAACACUUGGGUAGUGAAUUUAUAACGGUGCUUUAGCAGUGGAGUCAGCAACGGAUGUAUGCAAGACUUGCCUUCCAAGAGCCCAUCACUGGAACAGAAAAACAAUAGUUAACAUUUAAAAAUGUACCAGGGGAAGGGUCCCCCGGUAUAGCUCAGUGGCUCAGCGCCCGCCUGCCUAACAAAGACAAGGUCCUGAGUUCAAUUCCCAGUACCAAAAAAGAAACAAAUGUACAAGAUAUGAUCAAAAGAUACAGUUAAUGUUUAAAUUUGAAAAUAUACCACAGUAAAAGAUACAUUAGC